UUGGUAAAUACAAAUAAAAUUUAAAUUAUUAAUGAAUCACUGCUAGUGUGAUAAAUGACUAUUAUUUUGAUUAUUGAUUACUACUUUAUCGUCUCGCGACAUUCCAGUCUGUAAAAAUAUUCUUAUAUAACAAACCAAAGUCCGAGUUAACUAAAAGAUUAAUGCAAGUUAAGUAAAGUGUUAGCGAAAAGGCUAAUUAAAAAAGAAUUUAUUUAGUUUACAAAAAUAUACAAACUAUUUUAGCGUUUCUUUUUUCAGUAAAGAAAAUUUGAAUUUGACGUACACAACUAUCGAAAAAAUAUCAAUCUUAUUGAGUUUCUGAGUUUCUUCGACUAAUAAUUUAUCUAGUCGAGUGCCUUUUACAAAAAAAUGCAUAAUAUAUCGCCAUUUUUACGUUCCCCCAUGACGGACCUCACAGGGGGGAUCCAUUCCCACCAGAUGUUGGGUCGUUGCCAGAUGCAGGAGAUGGCAAUGAUGGACUGCUUGGAGGCUUAUGGCCUGGACCGUGGCCUAGUGAAAUGUAACUACUUGGUCGACGAUUUCCGCGAAUGUCACACGAAUGCAAAACAGUUCAAACGAUUUUACGCGAUGCGCCGUGAGCGUGAUCGUCAGAUUGCGUUGAAGAAGCUGACUGGCGAUAAGAUGUACUGUUCUCCACUCAUCGACAGCUAUUAAAGCAUUUUCAGAGAAACCAUAAAUAAAACGUAACUUGCGUUGUAGACCAAUUUCGCAAAAACUUAACAUAAUGUCCUUUAUCGUUCCUGAAUAUUUUAUUAAGCAUUCAAAU
Molecule: messenger RNA, 787 nt
Organism: Spodoptera litura
Lineage: Eukaryota; Metazoa; Arthropoda; Insecta; Lepidoptera; Noctuidae
Product: NADH dehydrogenase [ubiquinone] iron-sulfur protein 5-like
Source: RefSeq, a predicted model, not a curated record